UUACAUUACCCGACAAAGUGCGUAGUGAUGAGAAUUGGGAUGUUGGAUGGAUCUAUUGUGCAGGGUAGGAAAAGUAAUAAAUAUGAAACUAAACUAUACCACUAUCAAAAUUAACUACCACUAUCAUAUUCAUAUUCAUCCAUUCUAAUUACCUUCGACUUUUUUAUCUCUUCGCAGCGCCUUUUUCUUCAUUUCGUGAAACCAGUGCUGCUGCUGCAAUGGAUGCUAAAGCUGUUCAAACGUUGAAUCCCUCGGGUUCGAUCCGACCCGAAAAGUUUGGGAUAAGACCCGCUUUUUCAUUGAGUCGGCCCGGAAAUAUUCGGUUUAUUCGGCGCAGGAUUGCUCCUAUGGAGGUUUCCUGUUCUUAUAACAACAUUCCAGCUUCGAUAUUGAAAUCUGAAGGGCGCAAUGUUCCCCUUGAGGAAGAGUUGAUUCUGAAGAAUAGGUCGCAACAGAUCCAGCCUUAUUUAAAUGGACGCUGUAUAUAUGUUGUUGGAAUGAUGGGCUCUGGGAAGACAACUGUGGGGAAGAUUAUAUCGCAAGUGCUUAGCUAUUCAUUUUGUGAUUGUGAUACAUUGGUGGAGGAAGAGGUUGGUGCAAACUCCGUAGCUGAUAUAUUCAAGCUCUAUGGCGAAUCUUUCUUUCGUGAUAAAGAGACUGAGGCAUUGCAUAAGCUGUCCGUGAUGCAUAAAUUUGUCAUUUCUACUGGUGGAGGUGCUGUUAUGAGGCCCAUCAACUGGAAAUAUAUGCACAAGGGGGUUAGUAUUUGGUUGGACGUACCAGUGGAAGCGCUGGCAAAAAGAAUUGCAGCUGUAGGAACUAAUUCUCGCCCUCUUCUACAUUGUGAAGCAGGGGAUGCAUACACGGCAGCUUUGACACGUUUGUCUGCUCUUUUUGAAGAGAGAGGUGAAGCCUAUGCCAAUGCCAAUGCAAGAGUCUCAUUAGAAAAUAUAGCAACAAAACUGGGCCGAAGAGAUGUGUCCGAUUUGUCUCCAACUGUUAUUGCAAUUGAGGCGCUUGAGCAAAUUGGUAACUUUCUAAAGGCAGAAGAUGGUGGUUAUGCAAGAUACUAAUACAAUCUUGCGCAAGCAUGAUGUUUUGACUGUUUAUAUAUUUUUUUUCCUCUUCAAUUUGCAGUUUGCAAUUAAGGCCAUGCUGUUGUGCAGUGUUUUUUCUUAUAAAGUGUGGAAAAUAAAAAUAAAUGUAGCAUGGCACAUGUUUAUGCCCAAUUAAGCUUAAUCCGACAGCCCAACUGUUUUAAUUUCUAGGUUGAGCUUUGUGCUGUAAACCGAGUUUGGUUGAUCGGUUAAUGCGUGACAUCGUGUAAGAGAUUGUCUGUUGUAAAGUGACACUAUCUUCUAUUGGAGUCCAUGUUUUUUGAAGUAUGUACUCUUUUAGCA
This is a messenger RNA of Cicer arietinum (chickpea), 1400 nucleotides long. The record is from RefSeq and is a predicted model, not a curated record. NCBI's taxonomy places the organism in Eukaryota, Viridiplantae, Streptophyta, Magnoliopsida, Fabales, Fabaceae.